Molecule: messenger RNA, 252 nt
Organism: Sclerotinia sclerotiorum 1980 UF-70
Lineage: Eukaryota; Fungi; Ascomycota; Leotiomycetes; Helotiales; Sclerotiniaceae
Exons: 3
Coding region: 1-252 (83 amino acids)
Source: RefSeq, a predicted model, not a curated record
AUGCAGAUAUCACUAGAUAGUGGCAACUUUACUCUUGAAGGAGAAGAAAUCCUCCGAGAAAACCGCAUCGAUCCCAUCGCACGGGCAUCUUCGGUAGCAUCAAAAUGGGGUCCAGUCCAGGACUGCAUGACUUUUUACGGAAUUGAGACACAACCAACUGGAUGGCGACUGGCAAGGUAUGUCAAGUUGGGACGUACAGUCGGCCCAUCGAAGAAUACGCAUCUUGCAAAUAAGUACAUGCAUCAACAAUAA